This is a messenger RNA of Tachysurus vachellii, 3446 nucleotides long. It is a transcript of the gene tmem163a, whose product is annotated as transmembrane protein 163a. The record is from RefSeq and is a predicted model, not a curated record. The transcript has 8 exons. Bases 190 to 981 code for a protein of 263 amino acids. Gene Ontology annotation, cellular component: synaptic vesicle membrane. Lineage: Eukaryota; Metazoa; Chordata; Actinopteri; Siluriformes; Bagridae. Gene Ontology annotation, molecular function: zinc ion binding.
UAAGGGCAGAUAACUGGACUGAUACCGGUAGGUGUGUUGCGCUGCGGUUUGGACACCGACUCCUCGCAGAUCAGUGCGACAGAUUGCAUUGAUAUAACGGAUCGGUGUGUUGUGGUGCAUUUUGGAAUCGGAUGUGCCUGUAUGGUGUGAGACUCACUACUCACACACGGUCUUAUUUCACCCUGAAUCAUGGCCGAUAUCUCGGCUCCAUGUCCCGUACCGGAAUCAUUGGUGGUGGUGCUGGACCCGGCGGCGGGGAUCGGGACCGAGAGAGACCGAGAGAUGAACAUUACCGACAGCGUGGAAGGAGAAGGUCUGUUGGAGAGCAGCAUGCGUCUAAAGCCCCAUGAAGCUCAGAAUUACAGGAAGAAGGCACUAUGGGUAUCAUGGAUCUCCAUCGUGGUGACGCUCAUCCUGGCAGUGGCGGCCUUCACCGUAUCCUUCAUGCGACACAGCGCAUCAGCCUUUGGAUUUGCUUUUGAUGCCACACUGGAUGUGCUGACAUCAGUCAUCGUGCUGUGGCGCUACAGUAACGCAGCUGCUGUGCAUUCGGCCCACAGAGAGUACAUAGCCUGUGUGAUACUGGGGGUUAUUUUCAUCCUGUCCUCCAUGUGUAUCCUGGGCAAAGCCAUUCAUGAUCUGUCCACCAAACUCCUGCCUGAAGUGGAUGAUUUUCUCUUCAGUGUAUCUAUUGUUAGUGGAAUACUGUGCAUCAUUCUGGCCAUCGUCAAAUUCAUGCUGGGGAGGGUGUUGACCAGCAGAGCUCUGAUCACUGACGGUUUUAACUCUUUGGUUGGAGGCAUCAUGGGCUUUUCCAUCCUAAUCAGCGCUGAGGUAUUUCGAAACGAGCCCACCGUCUGGUUUCUGGAUGGCACCAUUGGGGUUCUGAUAGGCCUCAUUAUUCUAGCAUAUGGAAUAAAGUUGUUAAUUGACAUGGUACCACGAGUAAGACAAACCAGAAACUAUGAGCGCUUUGAGUGAGCGACUUUGAGGAGAAAACGGAAUACUCACCUUACAACUUCACCUCCAACACAGAAACAUAUCUUUCCUUAAAUAUUCCAUGCAAGAAUACAUUUUGUGACACCACCUGCAUUUUGGCAGCAGUUACAGGACUAAUUACCACCUCCUUAUCACCACCAAUUUUCAAAUUCAGUCUCAGCACAACACACCUCAGAGUAAAGAGAAGCAAUGAUGAAGGCACAGCAGGAGAUGCUUUCUGAUAUUAAUUCAGGUAAAGGAAUCAAGGAGCUCAAAGCCAGCCAAUCAAAGCUUUGUGAUAGCCUCCAAUGCCAGGUGUGGAGUGUGUAAUGAAGUAUUUGUAAUUAUGAAUGUUUUUUCUCUGUCACCAUUCGACAAUUAUAUAUGAGAAUAAAUUCACCGGACUGCUCCAGAUUAGGGAUGCGUUAAUACUGAAAACAACAUCCCAGCAUGUUGUUCUUGAUAAUAAGCCAUUAUCAUGCCUUGAUGAUGAUGAUGAUGAUGAUAGACAUUGCCACAGUGAAAACAAUAAAAGACACACGCAAACUCUACUUGAUCCAAGGCGGAGCUAGCUAAUGCACUUCAUUUUAAAUAAACUCACUAACAUUUAAAAAAAAAAAAAAAAAAAAAAGACUGGAAACUUAAGCCAUGAAAAUUCACACGUCUAUUUUUUCAAACAUACAACUUCAUUUCAAGGGGAAGAUCGAAAGAGCUAAAUAACACGUUCCAAUGAUUAAUGAUUGAUUAAUUAACGAUUGAUUAAUGUCCUUGUACCGAGUAUGAAAAAUGGUAUCAACGCAUCCCUAUUGUGGAUAAUCCCACCGCACAGAGCCUGUGUUCUAAUGGAGGUCUUUCCCCUGAGUGUCAUAUUGGGUUAAUGCAACCUAAUUUAGCUGUAUCUAACCUUUGCUUCUAACAAAGCCAUGAUUUGUCAGAGAAACUAUGAUACCUUGUUAAAAAUAUCCAUUCAUUAAUUAAUUUCCAAUUAGGAGUCUGCAUAGUAAAUAAGAAUAGAAACUCUAGAUAGCUCCAGGGUCCUUAUUCCUAAUAUGAGCCUAAAGGGACCAAUAUGUUAAAUAAAUCCUGAGUUAUGUCAUUUAUGAAUCCCUAAACCAAGGAGGUGUGAUUUAUAGCAGCGUUGCUAGCUCUAGCACUGCUCCGUCACAUGCUUUGUGUUGUCAAGUUGUCAGAUAUCUUGCAGCAUUAGAGCAGGGAGCCAAAGUCGACAAACACGAUGACAUGAUCCGUGAAAAGUAAGGGCAGCUCUCUUUGCAGAAUAUGUAUGUUUGUGUCAUUGGACUAUAUUUAGCGGGAACAACUAUUUCAACCAACAAUGAAUAUACAAUAUUAUAUAUACACACACGGUGCAAAAGGCUUAGGCAUGUGUUAAAAAAUGUGCAGAGAGCGUAAUAGGUCCUCUGGUGCUGAAGAUUUUUCCGUAAUAAACACUAACAAGACUUAAAUGAAAAGCCUGAACAAUAAAUCAUCCAAGAACUUGAAGAGAUGUUUCAUCAGAUGUAAAUAAGUGAGAGGCUCAAUUUUUAGCGGACAUGAAUCAUUUAAAAACAAUUUAGUCACUUAUUUUUAAAUUCAGUAUGUUCAAUGUCACUUUCUGCUCUUUUUAAUGAAGCACAAGUCUCUGAAACCUCCAACUGCAGUAUUGACGUUUCCUCAGCGAUAUGAACCUAAUUAAAUAGACUGUUUUUAAUUAAUUAAACAUCAUCCAUAUAACACAAACAGAUUUAUGUUCAAGCAGAAAGAAAAUUGCCAUUGGUUAGCAUUUGAACCGUAGGUUUUAGCUAUGGUCAAUUUAAAAGGAUAAAACAGCAUAGCAUCAAUAUUUAAAUUAUAUUAACAGUUCUAGAUCACGGUUUUCCCAUUUUUUUUUAAAUGAUUAAUUAAUUAGUUGACUACAUUAAUUAGUUACAGUUCGUACAGGUUCCAAAACAACUCUUCAUUUUCGCAGAGAAAUGUUGUCGUUAAAUUAAAAAAGAGCACACUGCCUAAGCAAGCACACUGUCUUAUUAAUGUAAUCUUGCACAUUAUGGGCCAAGUACAAGUUUAUUCCAAGCCUCAUAAUUUUUUAUACAUAUUAAAGAUUACACACAACGCAGAGUUCACAAAUGUUUUUUAUGGGAAUAAGUAAGGCCAUUAAAGGUGGGGUCUCUGUUGUUUGAAAGCCAAUGUUGACAUUUGAAAUCACCAAAACAAACACGCCCCUAACCCACAUGGGUCCCACCCGUGUAACCCAGUACGUAACCCAGACAACUAAUGGAAAGAAAUGUGUCUAUCAUAGCUGAAGGGAAGAACAAUACGAUUGUAGAUAAACAAACAAGCAAAAAUGACACACAAGCAUAAUCAUGUAAAGGACAAAGACAUAUAUUAGUUCUGUGUAACAAAGCAAAACCAACGUUACUCACCUAUCGAGAAGGAAAAAAGCGCCUCGGCGUCUUAAGUAAAGUUGGUCA